Molecule: messenger RNA, 1104 nt
Organism: Lottia gigantea (owl limpet)
Lineage: Eukaryota; Metazoa; Mollusca; Gastropoda; Lottiidae
Exons: 9
Coding region: 1-1104 (367 amino acids)
Molecular function (GO): protein binding
Source: RefSeq, a predicted model, not a curated record
AUGGAAAACUGUGGAAAUUGUAAUGAUUAUGAUCCAAGUCAUCCCCAUUCACGAUGUUUACAUACUGGUACUAUGAUAGAUAAAGAUGAAUUUAUACUGUUUGGUGGCUGUUUGGGGGGAGGUGGAACUGGUGGCCCAUGUCCUGGGGGUGAUUCCUGGAGAUAUGGAAAAUCUAAGACAUGGAAACGUCUUCCUGAUUGUGCUGCUCCAAGAAUGUAUGGUGCAAUGGCUAUGUUGCCUUCAUCACCCAGUAAAAAACGAGUUGUGAUGUAUGGAGGACGAGAUACAUCUAAAAACGUUAUCAAUACUGAUGGAAUACAAGCUGACCAGAUCUCAGUAUUUGAUCCUGAUACAGAUGAAUGGACCAUCAGGAAAACGUCAGCUCUUAGUAAUAACCAUCCUUCCAAAAGACAGAAGUCUGGCAUGGUGGCGGGUCCAACUGGAAUUUAUAUGUUUGGAGGCAUAAGCUCGGCAGCAAUGAAUGAUCUAUGGAUAUUGAAAGGAAAUGCUAAUGAUGUUGACAAUGGAGAAAAAGUAGACUGCACAUCAAAUUUUAUAGACUUUCUAACAAUUCAUGGUAUAUUCAUGGUAACAGGAUGGGGUGUUUUACUUCAGUGGGGUGCUUUUAUUGCCCGAUAUAUGAAAUUCAAGGAUCCAUUGUGGUUCCAUUUGCAUAGAGGUUUUCAGGUGGUUGGCUUAGUGUUAUCUAUCUGUGGAUUAGCAUUUGCUAUAGUAUCAGUACCAUUUGAUCAUCUGAAGUUUCCCCAUGCUAUUAUUGGUAUUAUUGUAAUGAUAUUGGGUAUUUUACAACCUAUCAAUGCCGCUAUCCGUCCACAUAAACCAUCAGUUGGAGAAGAAAAAUCUCUACGGCGUAAAAUCUGGGAAUUUAUACAUCUUAAUUGUGGAAGAACUGCAUUAGUGUUUGCGUUAAUAAAUAUAUCAUUAGGAGUACUAUUGUCCGUGACAGCAACCCAUAAUUUGAUAAUAUGGUUCGUGUAUCUUGCUAUCCUUGUUCUUGCUUAUAUAAUUGCUGAAGUCUUGAAGUGUGUUAAGAAGAAGAAUUCAGGCAAAACAGAUUCAUUUAAUCUCGAAAAUAAGACAUAG